Molecule: messenger RNA, 2524 nt
Organism: Ipomoea triloba (trilobed morning glory)
Lineage: Eukaryota; Viridiplantae; Streptophyta; Magnoliopsida; Solanales; Convolvulaceae
Exons: 8
Coding region: 211-2316 (701 amino acids)
Molecular function (GO): protein binding
Source: RefSeq, a predicted model, not a curated record
AGCCUCAACCCGUUUCGCCAUUUUUCUUAUAAAUUCGAGUUUGACUCGUUUUUUCUACUGCGAAUUUCCGUUUUUUCUUUCUGCAUGUUCCCAUUUUCGGCCUUUUCGUGGUAUUCGAGGACUAAGAACCGACCUUGAGGCGAACUGUGUUUCUAGUUCUUUCUUUUUUCUCGUAAUUUAUGGAAAAUUGAGGAUUUUAAGGUUUAAGGAAUGAUGGGAAGUUGUGGCGAAACAAACGAGGAUCACUUCUUUGACACUACUGGUGAUGAGAUAAGUUCUUUGUCUGAUUGUUUUUAUACUAGUUCUGGGACUGCCAAUGAGCCAUUAGAUUAUGAAUUCUGGGCAAAGAACUUAGAAAGUGUGAGUGAACGGCGCACUAGGCUUUUGAAAUGGAUGGGAUUGAGCCCUGAAUGGGAAGUAAUGAAUAGAGAUGAAUCGAAUGAUGAAUGUUCUGAUAAGUUCAAAGCUGGGGAUCAUGAUAGGAUUAGUGACAAUGGUGAGGCCGUUCUGGCAAACUCGGAUUCUGAGGAUCAUUUCUUCUCGGGUCAAUCUUCCCAAUCAGGCGAAAACGAUUCUCUGGAGGAGAACUGUUAUUGGAAAAUUAGGAAUUUGGACAAUGGAACAGAGUUCAUGGUUGAUGAGUUAGGUCAGGAUGGCACAGUUAGCCGGUUACGAGAAGUGGGUUCUAAUAAAGUGAUCACUCUCGAAGAGUUUCAAAGAGCGGUAGGCUCUUCGUCGUUGGUUCAGCGGUUAUUGGGGAGAGAUUCGGAGGGAUUUCGUAUUGUUGAUACGAUGAGAAAGAAAGUGAAAAGAAAUUGGCUUCAGAAACUAACAAAGCGGUCUCGUUUGAAGUCCAAGGACUCCAAUGUAAACACGGGCAUUGCCAUUCAAAAGGUUCUGGUUCAUACAUGUAAAAAACAGUCGAAAGAACUGUCUUCGCUUUACAGUAGGCAAGAAUUUCUGGCACAUGAAGGUUCGGUCUUGACAAUGAAGUUCAGCCCCGAUGGCCAGUACUUAGCCAGUGCUGGCAAGGAUGGAAUUGUGCGUGUUUGGAGGGUGAUUGAAUCUGAAUUGCCAAAUAAACUAAACAAUCAGGAUAUUGAUCUUUCCUGUUUAUAUAUCUCGCUAAAUCAUUUCUCGGGAUUAGCAUCCCUUAACCUUGAUAAGGAGAAGAUAGGACAGAUGAAAAGAAUGAGAAAAUCAUCAGAAUCAGCGUGUGUCAUCCUCCCGCCAAAGUCCUUCCAGAUUCUAGAGAAACCAGUACACGAGUUCUAUGGACACGAGGGUGAAGUCCUAGCUCUUUCUUGGUCAAAACAUGGGUAUCUGCUAUCAUCCUCUGUUGAUAAAACAGCUCGCCUGUGGCAAGUAGGACACGAUCAAUGUUUAGGCGUUUAUUCACAUAAUAAUUAUGUGACCUGCAUAGAAUUCAAUCCCGUGGAUGAUAACUACUUUGUUAGCGGUUCAGUAGAUGGAAAAGUGCGUCUUUGGGAGGUGCACCGCCAUCGAGUUAUUGAUUGGACUGAUGUAAAAGAAAUAGUUACUGCGGUGUGCUAUUCCCCUGAUGGAAAGGGUGGUGUUGUGGGCUUCAUGGAUGGGAGUUGCCGUUUUUAUGAUGUAGUAGAUAAUUGCUUGCAAAUGGGCUCUCAAGUAUGCCUGCACGGGAAGAAAAAGCUUUCUCAAAACAGAAUAGUCGGAUUUCAGUUCUGCCCAGAUGACACAAGCAAAGUCAUGGUUACUUCAGCUGAUUCGCAGAUUAGAAUACUUAACGGCUCUGAUAUCAUCUGCAAAUUCAAAGGGGUCCGAAAUUCUGCUGGCCUGGUUCCUGCGACCUUUACAUCGGAUGGAAAGCACGUUGUCUCGGUUACUGAAGAUUCGAAUGUCUGUAUCUGGAACUAUAACGAGUCGCAGACUACUAAGACCAUACGAUCCUAUGAAAGUUUCUACUCCCAGAACGCAUCAGUGGUGAUUCCUUGGUGCGGUUUGAAAACCGACCCUGCAGGAUCACUGCAGCCAGGAAGCAUCUUAUCGAAUGGGAAGGCGCUAGAGAAGUCGCUAUCGUUUUCCACCGAUUUGAGCCGUGGGUUCUCGUUUGAUUCUCAGUUCAAGGGAUCUGCAACCUGGCCGGAGGAGAAACUCCCUAAUUUGAGCCCAUCUCCAUCUCCAGCAGUAUCGAAAUCGGAUUACAAGUUUCUUAAGAGUGCCUGGCAAAGCGCAUUGGGUUCUUCUCCAAAUUUAUGGGGUCUUGUGGUUGUCACUGCCGGGUUGGAUGGAUACAUCAGAACAUUCCUUAACUACGGUUUACCAAUUCGUUUUUGAGAUCAUAAUUAUUCAUUUAGCUGCUGCAGCCUUGAAUUUGGGUGGCAUGCAAAGAUUCAUUAGCACAGAGAUUAGAGAUGUUAUGAUUUGUUGUUGUAUAUGAUAUUCAAUUCUGUACAAUUAGUUUUCUUCUCACAUGUUCAUUCUAGUCAACUUUUUAAAGUACAUAUUAAUUCAGUCCUUAUCCGGCCGGUUCUCAUUUCCGAAA